AUGAGCAAAAACGAUGUGGAUGAGUGCAUGUCAGCCCGAUGUUGUUGCAGAUUGAUAAUAGAAAAAUGCAAAGAAAAUCCGGCCUCCCCGACAGUAGCAAAACCACACAAUGGGUUAAAACAUGCUAAAAGCUCUGAAAUGAGUCUAUGUGAUUUCUUAAAAUCACAGCCGGUGUCAGACUGGAUUAAACCCCUGCAGGACAACCGUGUUGGAUCGAAAGAUACGAAAGACAAGCAGCGUGGCCCGCAAGAGUUAGUUACGGUACCAGGUCUAGUAAAUCGUAUCUGUCAACAACCACCUCCCGCCGACCGCGAAGAGAAGCAUCCCCAUCACCAUCAUCGGGAUAUUAAGCCGAAUCCACAGAUUCAGCCCACGACCGGCGUUUUGGAAGAUCGGUUCAUGUCACAGAUCAUCAUCAACAUCGGUACGAUAACCACUGAUAAAGUGUGCAAGCGAGAUUCAUGUCAGCAGACCGAUCCGGAAGUCCAGACUACCGUCAGUCCGCCGACCAACCUCCCGACUUCUACCUGUCCCCCAGUCGAGCGUCCGACUUCUAUUUGUCCGCCGGCCGAUAAACCAAUCUCUGUUUGUCCACCGGUCGAACGUCCGACCUCCAUCUGUCCGUCGGCUGAUAAACCAACUUCUGUCUGUUCGCCGGUCAAACGUCCGAUCGCCGUUAUUCUCCCCAAAGUUCAUCUGCCCGUAGUUGAAUCUAUUCCGGUGACACGGGACCGUACUUGUCGUUAUCGGGGCAACGCACAGUCCACGGUCCCGAGCACGCAACUGAAACCCGGUAUCGAGUCCGAAAAUAAGAAAAAAAUGAAUUGUUGUUGCGCCUGCCACUCGGACGGCUGCCUACCAUAG
This is a messenger RNA of Melanaphis sacchari, 864 nucleotides long. RefSeq lists its product as uncharacterized. The transcript has a single exon. The coding region runs from base 1 to 864 and encodes 287 amino acids. NCBI's taxonomy places the organism in Eukaryota, Metazoa, Arthropoda, Insecta, Hemiptera, Aphididae. The record is from RefSeq and is a predicted model, not a curated record.